AUGGAAGUACAUCGUCGCCCUGGCUUUAGUGAUCCUCUUGAUUGGUUGAGCUUUCCACCAAGAAACCUUGACAUUCAAGUCGUGAUUGGUCAUGGUGCAAAGCUGGGUAAACAAGCUCAAAUCAUCCAAGAGUCUCAUUGUUGCAAGUGGGUGCAGGUAGUGCACACCGAACCUGAAGAGCUAGCAAUGUAUAAGAAUUAUCCUGGCGCAAUUACCAAGGGAGAAGGAAAGAACAGAGCUGAAGUUGAGCUGUGCCAACUUGCAGAUCUCGUUGUGGCAGUUGGGCCCAAGUUGACAGAAGCAUUCUCGUCCUACUUGCGUUCAUCUCAUCAAGAUGUCUUCCAGCUGAUGCCAGGCACCUUUAAAGAGUUUUCAGAUGUUGAGCAUGCUACGCGAGCGAGUGCGAAGUUCAAGGUGUUAACCUUUGGCCGUGGUGAUUUUGAAGACUUCAGUCUCAAAGGAUACGACAUUGCCGCUCAAGCAAUAGUUGAAAUGAAGGACAGUUCCUACCGUCUGAUCUUUGUUGGCGCACCUGAUGGAAAGCAGGAUGAAGUCGCGGAAAUCUUAUACCAGACGGGCAUUUCAAGAAACCAGUUGUUUGUCAGAUCAUUCGUGAAAGACAAGCAAAGAUUGAAAGAGUUGUUUUGUGAAGUUGAUGUGGCCAUCAUGCCUUCAAGAGCUGAGGGAUUUGGCUUGACAGCACUGGAAGCCAUGUCAGCUGGCCUUCCCAUUCUGGUAAGUGGAAACUCCGGAUUUGGAGAAGCUCUGCGUUGUCUUCCGAUGGGCGAGUCAUUUGUGAUUGAUUCGGAUGACCCCAAGGAAUGGGCAAAGGCAAUAGCAACUAUCCAUCAAAAAUCUAGGGCACAGCGGCUUGAGGAAAUUCAAAGACUUCGAAGAAGUUAUGAAGAGAGAUUCAGUUGGGAGAGACAGUGCAAAUCCCUUGUUGACACGAUGUGGAAGAUGGUUUAUGGUAAGAAAUCAAAUUCUUACCCUAAGUAAAGUAACGAUAAUUUAAAUGAGCAAUUUUAGGAUGAGCGCUGAGUAUGAUCUGAAAAAUUUUGUAGAUCGUGGAGGAUGCUGGCCGAUGCGGAUAACACCCUACGAGAUCUGCAUAAUUUUGCACAUCAUUUGAAAUCCCAAUCCAAUUAUUGUUUUAUUAUCCAUUCAAAAUAGUUCAUACUUGAAAAACGUGCCUACCUCGAUCGAUGUUAAGUUUCUGUCUUCAACUUCGUUCCAAGGUCUCUCAGUUGCCGUCCCCUUUUCUGGCGAUAUCCUAGACUAUUGACGUCAUUUUACUGGAUAUCGCAAACGUCUUCCAAAUUCGAUCAUCGCUAGCUGGUUUUAAAGAAAUAGCCGUGGGAUUUAAGUCAUUCUCAUUUUGUUCUGUUGAAACCACCGUAAUUUAAAAUGGUCAGUUGGUUUUUGUUUGAACCAGUGUAUUAUCUCCCAUAGAGCGUUUUCACUCAUGUGGCGAGCAUCUACGCCAAUUUGUUGGAACAAAAUAAAGUGUUUAUAUAAGAAAAGAGUUCAACUCCAACAGGAUUGGUUUGGAACACAAACAUGGCCGCCGUUUCGUUGUUUCGGAACACUAGUAUGACCGACAUGACGUCAUGUGAAAACGCUAUAUUAAACUGACGUGAAAUAACCUUUCGCAUUUUGGAUUUUUCCUCUCUAUCAUUUGCAGGUGAACUGGUUUUCCUUGCACUUAAAAAAAUCAAGCUGGAAGCGCGUAGAGAGGCCAGCAAAACUGAGCUGUCGUUGAAUUUAAAGAGGAUUGCUUUGGAGAAAGGUUUUGUGAUUUCUGACAAUCAAGGGGAUGGAAACUGCAUGUUUUUUGCACUUUCAGAACAACUUGACCACAUCAAAGGAAUUAAAAUCACCCAUGAAGAGUUACGCCGAACUGUUGUCCAGUAUCUCAAGGACAACCCUAGGCUGGUUAGUGUCUUUUUUUAGUGCCUUAAAGCUGUCAAGCUAUUUAUCUCAUACUAGCAACUUAGGUUGACCGAAGUGGAAAAGGGAGGAAAUAAAGAGGGUUUCUUUUCAAUAUAAAUCAAAUAACGGAAGCCCAAGCAGAAAUGGAAACGGACUGGGGAACAUUUCCUUUUUUCGCCUCGGCCGUUAAGCUUCUUUUGCGUACGUUUAAAAAAACAGACCUGUGACUUGACGGAUAUAGAACUUUGCCACCACGGCAGCUUUUUUCCUGCUCACUUCUCUUUUGCGUCAUCCACACUAUUAAACGCUUGGAGAGGCUAAUGGACAUAUAGAGUUGGUCCUUAUCGUUCUUUAUUUAUUUUGUUUGAAACUUUAUGAGGCGGACACGUAUUUUAGAGUACGACAACUAACGUUGUCUGUGGCCCAGGGUAGUACUCCCUAUAAGGGCCUAUACGGGGAGGCUCUGCACAAAAGGGGUACCUUUUUCAGACUUCAGGUUUAUGAAAGGGUAGGGGCUUUAUUGGUUGAAUUACAUAAAAGGGUAAGGAAAUCUGUCAUCUGGGUCUGUAAAAGGACUAAAAAGGGCUAACAAACGCAUUUCAUGGAUGUAAAAGAAACAAGAAAACUUCCUGGUUUAGUGAUUUAUUCAUAAAAAAAGAUGGUGCAUUUACAGCAGUUUCAACUUUGCAUUCCUUUUAAAGGGGAUACAAAGUUCUAAACUAGGUAUGUCAAAGGGGCACCAUUUGUCAAUAGAAGGUAUACGGAAGGUGAACCUUUUCUGUCAACAAUGGUGUAUAAAAGGGUAAGGGGUUGGACCUCGGGGCGGAGCCUCCCCCAUAUAAAAUUGUUAAUUCCCCCCCCCCAGGGUCUGUGGUGGAGAGAGCUGACUGCAUAGUUUCCUGAAUAAGAACCGUCUUAGAAAUGAGCGUUGUCGUCUUUUUAGUAACCACAGCAUUUUUCUCUUACAGCCGGAUGGGACGGAUCUGUUCCACUUUGUUGAUGGAUAUUCAUCUUGGAAUGCUUACCUUACAACCAUGAUGGCAGAUGGUACAUGGGGUGAUCAUGUGAUUCUCCAUGGUGCUGCAAACUGCUUUGAAACAUGCGUUCAUGUGAUCAGCAGUCUGCUGCAUCACCAUGACGUUAUAAUCUGCCCAGAGUAUGAUGUUACUGGUAGCAACCGGCUUGUGCUGGGUCACGUGUACGAGCUUCACUACGUUAGUCUUAUUCCACAUGAAGGAUGCUAAGAUGUCUAAUUACUCUGCAAUUUAAGAUUUCCAAACUCGCGUUACCAAAUUCAUUUCAUUUAAAUUGAGCAAUUGUUGGUUUUCACAUGACGUCACUAAAAUUCAAACUACAAAACUAUCGAUCCUACUGAGAUUUUACUUUCAUGGUGUAUUAGAGUGGCUGAAAACUAAUUUUCAAACAAAUUUUCGCUUCAAAGGGGUUCUUGGUUUUGUAAUAGUGUGCGCUUGAAUUUCUAAGCUUUUGCGUGACACAGCAUUUACAUGACGGCCGAGAGAGCUGUCAUUUAGGUUAAAAAAGUGACUUUUUUCGAGGAAUUUUUGCUAUCUAAACAGUUCAAGUAUUAGAAAAAGUGUUACUUUAAUGUUUAUGAGUUCCUCUAGGAGUAAAUUCACGCUUUUGUACUGCAAAACUCGGUAACAGAUGUUUCUGUUGGUUUCCGUCCGCCAUGUUGGAGCUCAUCCUGAUGAGCUCCAGCAUGGCGUCUCCAUACAAAGCUCUAUAAAUUUAGUUAAAACAUUUCCUCGGUUAUCUCGUAUACCAAUUAUUCCUUCGACCCAAAUCUUGGCGAGGGUUUUUGUAUAUUUACCUCCUUUCAUUUCCCAGUUUCUGGACUUUAUCUGUCGAAUGGUUUUGGUUUUUAUUUUGAUCUAUUUUGCAUGGCGUGACACUGAAAACCAGCAAUUACACCUUUCAGUUACCAGAGUUCUGAGUUGUCCCCUUAUUUGCUGUGUUGUUAGCAAGAAACUUCUUUGUCCAUUUAUACUGAACGCUUCCUUUUUUCACAUGUUUGCAAUUCGUCAACGUUAUUGUGACGGUACAAAAAGACAUUUAAAUAUGGUUAAUGCAUAAGGAAAAUUUUCUGUGUGAAAAAAAUUCAUACCCAGUCCCCUUAGGCAAUAUAGGUGAUUCACUCUUUUCUAUUCUAACAGGAUUCAUUUGUGAAGGACCACAUUACCUGCUGUCGCCCUUAAGGUGGCUCGAUACAGUUUUUCAGGGCCAAUACCUCUCAAGUUUGAGCAUAAACUACGUCGUAAACAAAGUUUUGGAAAAAUUGCCACCACAGUUGUAUUAGAGGAAGAUGAAAAUUUGUUAUGAUGAGGGUUGCAACGGCAUCGGAGUUGUCAUAGCAACGAAAUGACGCUAUUACCUAUUUUACUUGCAACAGUAUAUUUCGGCACUGGGAACUGUUAUUCGAAAAUCAUUCACGGGAGCUUUUUCCUCCAAUAGCAGCCUCGCGUUAUCGAGAUAUUUUGGGAUAAAGAUUUUGUGGAUAGAAAUACGGUAAAAAAUGGACAGUCUUGGUGUUCGGCUGUUAUCUGUAGAAAACGAAGCGCUUUUGACAUGCAAUUUCGCCUCAUAGUAGUUUCAAUCUUUUUAAAAACGGGUGUGGAAGAUCAAGGAGAUAGCUCCAGCCGAUUGCUAGAAAGAAGGAUUUGAUUAGUAUGUAUCGAGGCGCUCUUGUUAGCGGUUUUUGAACAUUUUGGUCGACUUUAACUGAUUAGCGAACAAUUUUUAAAUCGCUCGAUUAGAUUUUUUUAAAAAAUUAACAUCCUUGAGAUUAACCUUCCUUUUAUAUGACCUUUUAGUUUCAAGAUUAUUGAUAUAUUAUAAGGCAGUGAAAUAAGGGCUAAACCUUAUAUGUAAGUCGGAGUUUAUUCUAGCAUUAUCAAUAGCAUUUAGUUAUAAAGGAGGGGCCUUGCUUUAGAGGUUCCUUAUCUACAGUCUCU
Messenger RNA from Porites lobata, 4904 nucleotides. NCBI's taxonomy places the organism in Eukaryota, Metazoa, Cnidaria, Anthozoa, Scleractinia, Poritidae. The record is from the annotation of a GenBank genome assembly.